Molecule: messenger RNA, 10816 nt
Organism: Orcinus orca (killer whale)
Lineage: Eukaryota; Metazoa; Chordata; Mammalia; Artiodactyla; Delphinidae
Product: protein FAM135B
Exons: 8
Coding region: 206-3010 (934 amino acids)
Source: RefSeq, a predicted model, not a curated record
CACCAGGGAAGCCCCAUGAAUGUAGAUUCUUAAAGUAUAACACAUUUUUCUUUCUUUUUUUCUUUUUGUAGGGCAUAAUUUGAGUGUUUACCCUAGUUUUGAUGUUGCAGCAACAAGUCCCGCAAUACUGAAUCUAAACGACAGAGAGGAGAACCAUAUUGUAAAUAGAAAAUCAUCUUUGAGGGAAGACCUUGUCUUGCCCACCAUGAAACCACCCCAGAUGGACUCUAAUGAAGAGGUUAUUAGGUGUCCAGGGCCAAAUGAGAAUGUCACCACACCGAGUCAUACGGACGUGUGCUCAGAAUCUCAGGUGUAUCUGACAAUUGGUGAAUUCCAGAACAAACCAGGUUUGCCUGAAGAUGAACGUCGGACUGGCCAAAGGUCUGAUGUUGGAACGCAGCCGCCGACAGAUGAGGACCUGCCCAGGAGGAGUCCUGGUCCAGAGGAUGACCAGGCCCCAGCACUGACCUACAUGGAUGUGAAUUCUAGCAAUAAGAACCCCUGCAGAGCUGACCCCAUAGCGGUCACCAGUACCCAGCACGAGAGCGGGUGCUCUCGAGAUAACUAUGAAUUAGACAGAACUGAGCUAAGCAAAGGGGUAGCAGGUGGAGGUCAUCACGAUGCCAGCUCUUCAGAGAAAACCACACUCCAUGAGUUAAGUACUCUUGGAAAGGGAGCAGACCAGGGGAGCAAGAUGGUGCUAAGUCUGAAGCUCAUCCCUUCGGAGCCCUGUGAUCCACUCAGCUCUUCUUUGAGGGAUCCCUUGGACGUCAAGGCUUCCCCAGAGGACCCUCACUCAGAGGAGCGGGAGGGAGUGUCCGUACUCUCUGGGGUCAUCAAGAGAUCCUCGUCCAUCAUCUCUGAUUCGGGCAUCGAGAGUGAACCAAGCUCCGUUGCCUGGUCCGAGGCUCGGAGUAGAGCCCAGGAGUUACCUAGUGACCGGGAUGUCUUGCACCAGCUGGUUCGAAGACAUGCCCUACACAGGAACUCCUUAGAGGGUGGACACACAGAGAGCAAUACAAGUUUGCCGAGCGGGAUCCAGGCCUCUCUCACCUCCAUUAGCUCUUUGCCUUUUGAGGAAGAGGAAAGGGAACUGGCGCUCACCAAACUGACCAAGUCUGUCUCUGCGCCCCAAAUCAGUAGCCCCGAGGAGUCUGCUGAAGGUGCGGACUCCCUGCAGCAAGGGCGAGGUCUUCCUGAGACUUCAGCUGUGCACACCAGGAGCACGGAUCCCUCCGGACACCGCCUUCAACUGAGUAAUGCUGGGGUUCACCAUUCCCUCGUGGAGGUAGUUUCAGAUGCUGACAGCCAGCAGGGCCCUGGUUACAUAGAUAUCCCCAAAGGUAAAGAGGAUCCGCUUGAUCCUCAAGGACCCUGUUGUCUUGACGGCAGGACCGAUAACCCUCCAGGGCUUGAAACCAAAGGUCUGAGUUUAAAAAUACCACGCAUCCCAGCACUUGAAACCCCUAGGUACAGAGCUUUUCCUAGAGAACUCAUGGAGACCCCAGAGCGCAUGCCUAAAGACUCUAAUGUGGGGAAAAGAGCUCUUUCCAACAGCAGCAUCUUGGACGUUGAGCAUUUCACCCACCGUGAGGUGCCUGAAGUGAGUUGUACGUCAGCUGCCGAAAUCAUCAACCUGGAUUCAGCAGGUGAGCGAAGCAGCUCACCUGGCGUCAUUGAUGAUACAGCACUUAGUAGAGGACCUAACGCCGUCCCAGAGGAUGGACGUGAAGCAGGCGCUGCGUGCUCCACUGGGACUCACUCCGUUCACUCCCAAGCUACAGGAAACCAGGAGCCGAGGGCAGGCCCCUCCGUCAUGCUGUCCCACGUGACCUCUGCAGAGACCUUCUCUCUGGACAGCCUGAAAGCUGUCGAGGUCGUCAACUUAUCCAUGUCGUGCACUGCCACCUGUCUCCCUUUCUCGUCUGUGCCCAAGGAGACCCCUGCCAGGGCUGGAUUCUCUUCCAAACAGACCCCAUUUCCCAUCACUCAUCAACCUUUGGGUUCCUUUGGAGGUGUUCCGAACCAUGCCAGCAAGUUGGAAGAGGAAGUCAGUGAAAGGAUGUUCAGUUUUUAUCAGGCCAAAGAAAAAUUUAAAAAAGAGCUGAAGAUUGAUGGAUUUCUGUACAGUGACUCAUCUGUACUAGCUUCUGACAUACCGUAUUUCCCACCAGAGGAAGAGGAAGAAAAUUUGGAAGAUGGGAUUCACCUGGUAGUCUGUGUCCAUGGCCUGGAUGGGAACAGUGCGGACCUCCGUCUGGUAAAGACUUUCAUAGAACUGGGGCUCCCUGGAGGAAAACUGGACUUCCUAAUGUCUGAAAAGAAUCAGAUGGACACGUUUGCAGAUUUUGAUACCAUGACCGAUCGGUUACUGGAUGAAAUCAUUCAGCACAUCCAGCUGUACAACCUCUCCAUAUCGCGAAUUAGCUUCAUCGGCCAUUCUCUGGGCAACAUCAUCAUCCGAUCGGUCCUAACGCGGCCCCGGUUCCGGUAUUACCUCAACAAACUCCACACCUUCCUGUCGCUGUCCGGGCCGCACCUGGGGACCCUGUACAACAACAGCACCCUGGUCAGUACAGGCUUGUGGCUCAUGCAGAAAUUGAAGAAAUCCGGGUCCCUUUUGCAGCUCACCUUCAGGGAUAAUGCUGAUCUGCGCAAAUGUUUCCUUUACCAGCUAAGCCAGAAAACAGGUCUGCAGUAUUUUAAAAAUGUUGUGCUGGUUGCUUCUCCCCAAGACCGCUAUGUGCCAUUUCAUUCAGCCAGGAUCGAGAUGUGUAAAACGGCCCUCAAAGACAGACACACAGGACCCGUUUUCGCGGAGAUGAUCAACAACCUUCUCCGCCCUCUGGUGGACGCCAAGGACUGCACUUUGAUUCGACACAACGUGUUCCAUGCCUUGCCCAGCACUGCCAACACCCUGAUUGGCCGAGCGGCUCACAUCGCUGUACUGGACUCCGAGCUCUUCCUGGAGAAGUUCUUCUUGGUGGCAGGACUCAACUACUUCAAGUAGCGGCUUUGAGGGAACGGCCUUGGGGAGCUCACCAGACACGUUGAAGAUCCGUAAGAGCUCUGGCUGAGACAUCCUUUUACAGACCUCUGUCAUUCCAGGCUGGAGCUCAGAGAGGAAGGCGCUGAGGGACGGAGGGUGGGGUAGGACCAGACAUUCGAGGUGCUUCCACUUUGGAGAUUUGGGAAAGCUGAACCCAUAGUGUAAAAGACAACAGACUUUGCCCGAACCUGUCUAGCCAUCUGGCGUCUCGUUCAAGAUGCUUUCUAGGAAAAUUCUGAGAAAAUAAAGAAACAAUACUUGGAGUUGGUGAGCCCACCUUCUUAACUACCACUGGCUCACAGAGAGAUCACUCCAACUUAACUAGAUUUGUUCGGUGUGUAACUAGUUCAUAGCUUUAUCAUUUUUGAUGCACACAAGCAUUUCAGAACUCAGGUUAACCUCUGUGCAGAAGUGGAACAUAUCUGUGUAAAUACAGUCCUUAAUAGAUUCAAAUGUGCCACUUGUUGAAGACCAUGUGAUGCCCAUAUUCUCAUUCUCUCCUCAUGUUUUCUCAACAAGGGACAAAGGAAUGCUUUGUAAACUCCAAUUUUAUUUCAUAACAGCAGUGGGUGGGGUGAUUUGAGGUAUGGGGAGAGGCAGGUGAUGCUAUCGGUAAAUGCAAGUUUGUUGCAGAGAAAAAAUAACUGGUGAACUGGCCGCUGCAGCUACUUCUCCAGAUUUUUUCUAUGUGUAGCCUUGGUCCGCACAAUGCUUUUGCGAUUGCUGAAAUCUCUGUCUGUGGUAGGGAAGACUGACUGAGACUAAACCUAGCAGAAGGGGGCACUGAGAUGAAUGCACAUGUGUGAAGCUCCUGCUGAUACACUUCCAAAGAAAUGCUAUGUUAGCAUUUGAUGCACUUGCAAAAAAUCAAAACCAUUCAUAUGGCCAGCUGCUUCUCCUCUCCGUGGAAGGGGAAAGACAUCUAACUGGAGGAGUGCUGGAUUUAAAACCUCAGGGGAGCUCUAAGAAGGGUGCUGGUUAUCUUUCACUAGAAAUGUCUUCUUGCCUUAGGAAAAUAAAGGGCUAGGAAAGGUCACCACUGAUACAAACCAAGAGACAACAGGGACACACGUGAGAUCAGAGAUGAGAACAACAGCCAGGUCGAGGACUCACCUUAAAUGGUUACUGGUAAGUGACUUAAGGGGAAGUUUGGAAAAUUACCAGGGUGUUUAAUAUGGUCCCAAAGACUGUGUACACUCUAUGAGUUAAAGGAAGACUAGAGCAUCAGUUGUACUGAAGGAAUGCAUGACCCAGGAUCAUAGGGGUGACUGACACGGGAGACCCAUCUUCUGGAGGCAAAAACUCCUGCUGCUGCAAAAUUUGCUUCUAAAAAUGUAGAAACUCAUCUAGGACCAGAUGCGUGGUCCCAGCCCCUGGACCAGAACCUUGGUGAUGACCACCAAUGCCAUGGUGAUAAGCAAGUGAUUCUAGACUCAUCUGAGAAUUUUAGUUCCUUGCAUAUUAGCAAUGUGACUUUGGAAAACAAAGUAGACCAUGGAGAUCAAGUCCAGGUGGACAGCUUUGCAGGAGAGCAGACUUAUGCAUUCCUUAAGAAAGGCAAAGGUGGGGAGGGAGUUGAAAGACAGACUCCCACACAACAGAUGUAGGGUUUCUGUGGGUCUUCUUCAAACUUUCAUUGUAUCUUGGUCUUAACACGUAUGGGAUCAGUAAGUCCUCUGGUCACUCUCCCACUCGGUACUUUUCCAGGUUCCCGAUGAGCAUAGACUCUGGUUACUUAUGAACAAGACCAGUCUGCUAUAUAACCCAGAGGGAAUGUGCUUCCUGCAAUGCAGCCUGUGAUAUUGUGUUUCUUGGUCCAGAUAAGUGCCCAAGCGCAGUGCAGGACCAUACGUUUGUAGCAGCUUCUCCUUUUUGGCCAAAUGAGGAGCCCUGCCCCUCCGGUGAGCAUUUCAUUUUUGUGUUCCCAAUGCCCAUCAGCAAAGUUUGUCAUUCCCUGGUCAUUUGAAAGACCGUGCAGCCAGCGGUUACGGAGCCAGGGUGAAUCAAUGAUCAUCGUCUUUUCCAAUAACCAGAUGCCAUUUUUAACUUCAGUAUGUGCUGUCUGGACAUAGAACUAAUGGCAAUAAACGUCCAGCUGCGUGGUGCACCUCUUUUUUAUAGGGGUGCUCUGCUGUCUUUGUAAACCCUCUCUGGCCUCUGAGCAUCUAUUGUAACUGUGUAGAAAGUACAUCUCUAUAUUGUAAAUAAGGGUGUCCAGUGUUGCGUGUCACGCCUCAUUUGAAAAGACUUUUUUAUGUCUCUUUCUAUUGAAGUAUAGAUAUAUAAUGUAUAUAUAUAUAUACACAUAAAAAUAUAUACAUGAAAUGUAAAACAGGGACAUUCUAUUAUCGACUAUAAAAUUAUAACAGAAUGCCUGCCAACAUAGUAAUAGGUCUUCAUCCUCAGCAGACUUUCUGUUGUUUUGUUUCUAUGACUUGUUAAGUUUCUCAGAACUAGUUAGAAGUAAACAUGAGUAAUAUCGAGAUGAGCUGGAAUUUGUAGUUCAUGCGCCAGAUACACCCAGAGAAGCAGAUGUAAAUCUAAAGGGACCUUGGGGCAAAAUAAAUACCUCCAUGGCAGGUGGAAAUGAGCUGGGGUGUUGUGCACCUGGGGAGAAGGUGGACAGAAUUCGAUUCCUGUUAGUUUCUAGAGUCCACGGGUAUUGACUGAGCAACUUGCAUCCAUGCCAGGUGAGAGCACAGGGUAAGAUGCAGAGUCCCUGCUCUCAAAGAGCCCGAGGAAGAUGUGGUCUUGUUAUUACAACAUGCUAUAAUGAGGGCUUUGUUGAGGCACAGGCAGGAUGAAGGUGAUUCUAGAAGUCCAGUCUUCACUCCCUAGAGAAAUCUGGGAAUGAGGCUUUGAAAAGGAGACCUGGAAAAUGAGAUGCUUACCUUGCACAGCCUGUUGCCACCAAAUGCACGUUCAUCAAUUCAUUCAUUCAUUCAACAGAUACAUAUCGAGGGCUUACUGUGUGCUGGAAAUGCAUUGGUAAGAUCCAGUAGUUCAUAGUUUAGCAAGGAACACAGCCAGUCAAACGGGAAGUUAGAGCAGGUGGGCACCAUGGAGGUGGCAGGGAUCUGAUGGGGGCCCAGAGGAGGGACAUCCAACCUACGCUGCAGAUGUGGCGUGGUGUGUGGUCCGGAAGGGCCUUGUGGAAGACUUGAUAUCUAAACCCAGACACAAGGCUGAAGAAGAGUUGGCUGGGUAAAAGGUGGGUUGUGGGGACUCUCAGGGAGGGAACAGAAUGUGUGAAAGGUUGAAGAUGAGAGGGAGCUGGGAGCCUUUUGUGUACUGGACAGGCAGAUGGAGAAUCAAUUUGGGCAUUUACAAGAGUGACAGAAAGGAGGUGUGAGAAGUCAGCCACCAUGCGGGGAUUUUCUUCUAUCAGGAGGAAACUUCCAUUGUUAACACUAGUCGGAAAAUUUCUACUCGGUAAUGAGGGUCCCGUGGGAGACCAAGAUUCAGCCCUGUCAUCACGUCUCUCUCCAGGGUUAUUGAAUUGAAAGCAUGCUCUUAGGAAUUUAUAAGCCCCCAAAUGUAAUUGACAAUUUUGGUCUUUUUUUUUUUUUUUGCCAUGCUGUUUGCUUUGAUUUCACAGGGUUUACUUCUAAGCAUUGGCAAUAACCAGGGCUGCCAUGUACAGCUGCACAGGUUGUAUCAGAAGAAGAGUGGUCAUGGCAGUGAACACAUAGAGGAAUGGUGCUUUCUUACCCCAUUCUUACAAGGUGUCCAUCCCAGUAUCCUUAGGAAGGAUGAUGUCAUUCUUUAAUUUAUAGAACCAAGCACCAUGUGCUAACAUCUGGAUCAGUUUUUUUCCUCCAAUUUUUUUCAUUCACUUUUUCUUUCCAUGUUUUAAUGAAAAUCUAUUUUGUGCUGGGUAUUGUACUAGACUGUAGAGAUAUUGAGAUAUUAAGAUACAAAAUAUAUUUCUAAACGCUGAAAGGAUCUGGGACAACCAUAAAACUUAGUGUUUUAUUUUUAGCUGUUUUUAAAUUAAAACCAUGAAAUCUCAGAGUUGGAAGAGGAACAAUAGGUUGUUUCAUUCGGACUCUAUCUGACAUUUAGCAUCCUGAGCUAUGUUCUUCCAACCUACACAACCAACAACAACCAUGUGGGUCUUCAUCUACGUAUGACAAAGUAAGAGAGUGCUGUGGUGACGUUACAGGCAAUAGGACACACAGACAUGCAUCCUUUCUUCUUUUAGAUAAAGAGCUGCCCCCAUGAAGAUUUUUCUAAACCUUCAAGGUGCCUUCCUGAGUCUUUCUGUGUCCCUUCCUCUUUUGCCUUUGUUUUUUAAAGCUUUAUUUUCCAUGGUACCUCUUUCCUAUUACACAUAAUGCUAGAGAUGUCUCAAUAGACAGCUCUAUGGAAAAUCUAGAAAAGAAAAGCUGAAGUGUGCUUCUUUCCAUGUUGAAUGGUAACAAUGCACCUUACUAUUCAGUGUGUCAAAUUCUAAAAACCGGUUUUAAUUUUAGGGAAAAGGACCCCAGUGCCUUCUGUAGCACAAAGGAAUGUCCUUACUAUACAGAACUGGGCUUCUAGAACAGAUGUAAACUGUGGAUGGUCCUGCUCUGUUUAUAUCUAAACCAGGUUAUUUCCCUACAGUUGAUCUUUUCACAACUAAAUUAUACAGUGGAGAAUGUGUGUGUCUUCAUUUCAUAGAUGUGGUUAGGAUUAUAUGGCUGUAUGACAUAAUCCUCAAACCCCAAACUUCAUGACUCAACACAGAUUCAGAGAUUUUUAGAGGUAACACAAACCUGGGCUCUCAUUUAUCUUAUUUUUAACAGGUGAAGGAGCAAAGGAAUGGAAAUAACAUACAAUGCUCAACUUUGGUUUGCUAAGUCUUGUGCGUGUGUGAUUUCAUUUAAUCUCUAAAACUCACAAUAUACGGAUGAUGUUGGUUGAAGUCAAGUAACCUGACGAAGGUCACACAGCUUAGCAAUAGUGGAGUCAAGAUUUGAGCCCUGGGCCUCCAUUUUAUCCUUCCUGCUACAAUUCCUCCAACCCAGAGAAGUUAAUAAAUUGCGAAAGUCACAGGUCUGUUAAAAUCGACGCCAGGGUUCAAGGCUUCAUCUCCUAAACUGUAAUCUUAUGAGCUUUCUCUCGUAACAUAUUCCUGUACAAGGCACCUACAAAACCUAUAAAUGAGACGGCAAAGGAAGCCAUCAUUCAGUGACAAAGGUGGUUUUGUAAAGCACUGUCCAUCAGCGUAAUGGGGUGAUUGGGAUGGGCUGGCCUGUUGGCUCUUGGUUAAUCAUCUGUGUUUCUCAGUCCCUAUGUCUCAAGUUCUUUCUCCUACUAGCCCGAAACCACUUUUCCCUAGACCACAAUGCCUUUGCUUCCAAAGCUGCCCCGGACCAUGCCUUCCAUCUACACCUCCUGUCUCUUUCUGCUCUUCCCACAUUGGAAUGGCUGGUCAUACUCAUCUGGGAAUCAAUUCCUUGUACUCUGGGUUGUGAACCUGCUCAGUGGUUCAUGGAUUGUAGAUUCCCGCUUCAGGAUGAAUCUGAGCUCCGUGUCUUGCCCUCAGAGCUCAGUUGUCUCGUGGUUCCAUGAACCCACUCCUAUCUCAUUCUUGUGUUCUGUGGGGGGGUCCCUCACACAUGUACUCCUUAGAGCAGGAACCAUGUCUAAUUUAUCAGUGUAUCCCCUGGCCUGGCACAGAGUUAGGGUUCAGUAAGUAAGUACCAAAGAGGGCCGGUUCUUUGGAAGCUUGUGUUUUCUUCUCUAGCGCCUCAUCCAAUACACAGUAACUGAUUCCCGUAAAGAAAGGGUUUGACGUUCGCUCACGUUUACCCUCUAAGCUUCUGAAUUUGCAGGAGAAAAGUAGUUUCAUGAGUGAAGACGUCAUCAUGGCAGUGUUCUGUAAUGGGAAGAACUACUGUGUCUCUGGGGCAUGCCUUCAAGCCAGGGGCUGGGGUCAAGUUUCCUCAUCUAUAAAACAGGCUUUAAAAUGUCUCCUUUGAAAGGUAGUUGGCGCGGGGGGGUCUGGAUUAGAAAGAGGUAAGCAGAGUGUCUGGACCAGUACUGGUGUCAAGUAAGCAUUUUAAAAUUGGGGGAAUAGCUCAGAAAUAUUUUAUAGCAAAAGUUAGCUCUAAGGAAUUUUCGUUAUAAUAACUCAAUACAUUUUUACAUUCAUACACAACGGCUUGAGGGAGAUCCACUGUGUUUGAAACUUCAGGCUUAACCUUCCAGAAAUCAGAACAUUUUGUUGUGAUUCCAGGAGCCUCCAAACUGGAGUUUUCCAGCUCAGUUCUGUGCAUGAUUGGAUGAUCUAUGUAGUAAAACUAUUUUCCUGCUCAGGGUAUAAUGUAAGUCAUUGUUAAGUUGAGAGGAAGGGCUGAAACCUGACACCCAACUGAGAACAAUAUUACAUCCAAUUUAAGGUGUUCGGAAGUGUUAGUUCUGUAAAUGUCAUUCAGAAUCUUUUUAUUGCAUCAAACUGAAAAGACUUUUAGCACUUGGGCUGAAAUGUCUUUUAGUCCAAGGUUAAACUUAUUGCAUAUGACGAAAUACCCUGCUUCAUCCUUCUUGCUCCAAGGAAUUUUAAUAAUAAGCCAGGUACAUCUGAUAACCUAUGCAUAUAUCUUUUGCUUGUUUUUAAACAAUUUUUUUUCUUAAAAGAGAGCACCCCACUCUGUCCCACAUACUCUCUUGCUUGUGUGUAACAAUAUCAAAGUCUGUGAUUUUUACCUUCAUUCAUGAUCUUCCUAUAACUCACACCUGAAUGCAUUUCUUUUUAAACAGUGUCUAUUUAUUCUGUCCCGAGUUCUGUGCUAAGCACUGGCAGCUACAGAAGUUCGUCAGACGAGACCCUGCCAUACAAAAAUGUAUAAUCUGGGGGGCCGGGCGGGGAGUGGACAUCCACAUAAAUAGAAGAAUGUCCAUAUAGAUAAAAUAAGGCAAGAGAGCAGAUGGGAAACAUUGAGAAUAUUAUCGUCCUGGCGCCUCUUAGAACAAGUCAAACUCCUGAUAUUGGGGUUCCAGCAUCCCAUCAGGGUCUGGAAGGAGGAAACCAGCCCAGAUGAGAUGCUGCAGUGAUCUCAGCUGUGCCACCCAAGCAGGACCUCAAAGCUUCCUUGGUGACACUGACGCCAUCCCCAGGUCAGUGUCAAGUUAGGAAAUUUGCAAAAGGAGAAGCUCCGUGGUACAUAUUACAGCUCAAUGUGUCAAGAAAUGCCGCCUCCUGACUGGCAUAUUAUCUGUCUGCAAUACAGACUCUUUGGAUGCUCUGUGGUUUUAAUCUUUCUACUUAUUUUCAAAUUAAUAGAUAAAAAUAAUUAUCAAGCAAAUAAAUGGUCCACUAAUUGUGUCCGUAAACAUUAUCUCAUUCAGGCUCGACCAAGAGAACUAACCUGUGGCUUUUGUUCAUCAAUCGUACAAUGUAGGGCUCUGGAAUUUAUUUUGUUCUAUUCUGUUUUAGUUCAGUUUUCAAAUGUGACCUCCUACCUUGUAGAAGGUAAAGAGAGGCAGUGUCUUCAACAUGGUCCCUUUCUCUGAAAAAGAACCUGAAUGUAUAGCUUGAUGCCACUGUGAAUUCCUAAUGCAUAUUUAUUCUGGUGACAAUGUCUGUGUACAAUAAUUACAAUCUCCCACACACCCUUGGAAAUUGUCUGUAAAAUUAUGAUGAUGGGAAUAACAAAGUCAUCAGAACCGAUAUAAUUCUACUAUUUUUCUACAUUUGCUUUUUUGGUCGGCGUUUUGUGUAGCUCGUGAUGUGUAUCAACGAUAAACAACAACAAUAAUAAAAAAAAUCCUUUGACUUUC